UGAAAAGGGAAAGAGAACAAAACAAACCAUAGAGGGUGAAUGAUAAUGUGUUGUGCAGGCACCUCCACCUCCACUGGAUGCAACACUCCCACUCCUUUCAUGGUCUGCAGUCUGUCAUCAACACCCAUCUCCAAGGACAGCACAGGCAGGGCUCCGUCAGUGGCUGUGCAAUAAAAACCACUCACGACAUAGGUCCAUCUCUAUCCUCUGCUCCAUCCACUGUGCCCACUGUCCUCUCUGCAACCUCAGCUGUACCUGGUCCAUCUCUAUCCUCUGCUCCAUCCACUGUGCCCACUGUCCCUUCUGUGUCUUCUGCAACCUCAGCUGUACCUGGUCCUUCAUCUGCGGUCAUCGAGAUUGAUGUGUCUUAUUCAGCAUCCAGUUUGGAGCAGGGAUCAGCAGCUCCACCAGUUGACCCAGCUGAGUGUCCCUCUUUCCUGUCAGACUCAGAAAGGACUGAACAGUACACAGUGUGAGGCAUUCAUUUGUGCUACACUGACAUCUCUGAAUGGAUGCCUGCCCACCACCUCAAGCUCAGCCUUGACAAGAGUGAACUGCUCGUCUUUCACGGCUGCUUCUGCCCUCUGCAAGAUCUUUCCAUCAUCACUAGCAUCUCUACAGUGACCCCUGCUGCCUGUCAACAAUUUCACUGUAAUUCCUGACAACCAGCUGUCAUUCAUCAAACAUUUGCCAUCACAACCACAACUCACACCUAUACACUUUCACUCCACAUCAGCCAAUUCAGAGCCUCACUAGAAACUCAUCACCUCCUAGCUCUUUGUCUAGACUACUACUCCCAAACACCUUUUAGACUGUGUUUCAUAUGAGAAGCUACACUAGUGACCUCUGGGUGUGGCCAAUAGACCAGUGGAUGCAAUUCAUGGGGAACAAGUGACAGAAAAGACUAAUAAAUUAGCUCUUACUCACUAUCUAUGAAAAGUAAAACUCUUAUUUCACUGAGGUUACUUUAUUAAUUGCAGACAUCUUAUCACAUGAGUGCUUCCUCUUUGAGAAAGUGGAGCCUAAGCUGAGCUGUUCUUUAUGAAGAAGUGGUAUACAGUGCUGCCAGCUUUUGAAUAAGCUGAGAUAGGUGAUGAACCCUCACAGAAUUCACUGUGUUAUGCAAGCACACUGUCAGCUGAUGUCUUUCAAACAAUAAAGGUGACUGAUAAAAGGCUUUGACACAAAAUUAUGCCCUGAAACCAAAACUUAAUUUUGAACAAGUAUGUACAUAUAGAAACCUUUCUUUACCAAGCUUGUAUGCUCCUUCUUACUCAUCCUACUUUUGUAUUGCAUUUUUCUGUGUUUUUUAGGAUCAUGUUCCAUUUAGUCUCUGCUACCAGGAUGGCUUUAACCUUAUUCCUUUUCUCUCAUCGCCUGAGGCCAAAAGGUAAAUGGAGGAUUCUAUCAGUCCAAACCCCAAUGCUGCAAAAGGCUUUCAACUCCACCAAUUGAACUCACACGCAGCAGAGCUGUCAAGCUAAGCUGCUGAGCCAUGUGAAGGACCAGUGAGGGGGAAGGAAAAAGCAGACGCCAUUACUGUCUGUUUAUGCCAACCAGAAAAGGGAAGAAGGGAAAAAAACAGGGUCAUUGAGCAGAAUUGAAAUUGUGCUGUGAUGCAAACAAAGAAAGCCUAAGCUAGGAGGGCUAUCAUCGAAACCUCAUCAGGUGCAGUAAUUUCACUGUGCACUGGUUUGGUCAAUUUAAAGGUGUUAUUAGAGAUCCAUUAUUUUCAAAAUGCUUAAGGUACUAGGUGCAUGUGCCCAUAUGAGAGUGAAACUUGCCCUCAGUUUGAGGUAUAGAGCUACAUUACCUAAUUCCUUGUCACAAUGUGUGUUAUGGUCUUUUAGUGUCACGAAGGGCUAUUGCUUCUCAUUUGUCUGGACCAAGAGUACCCUGAUCAAAUUGUGACCAUUUCUUUGAGAGUAGAAGACUUGCAAGUGUAACCAAUUGCAAGUAAUGGCAGCGUAACAGUAAUGGGCUCAGCCUGCUUUGUUGCAUCGGUAGUGUUUACAGGCCACUUCACAGAAACCAAGUGAAAGAAAGCUAAGUCCUUUAGACUCAGAUAAAAUGACAUUGCUUUUGUUUGUUGAAACACAAUGGUAACUAUGAAAGGAUGAAACGUUUCAGUAGAAGGGACCACAAUGGUGAGAUAAUAUUGUUUAAUCAUUGAUGACUCUGAGGAUAUAU
This is a messenger RNA of Dicentrarchus labrax (European seabass), 2190 nucleotides long. RefSeq lists its product as uncharacterized. The record is from RefSeq and is a predicted model, not a curated record. The transcript is spliced from 5 exons. Bases 78 to 476 code for a protein of 132 amino acids. Lineage: Eukaryota; Metazoa; Chordata; Actinopteri; Moronidae.